Molecule: messenger RNA, 5994 nt
Organism: Rhinolophus ferrumequinum (greater horseshoe bat)
Lineage: Eukaryota; Metazoa; Chordata; Mammalia; Chiroptera; Rhinolophidae
Gene: TRAM2
Product: translocation associated membrane protein 2
Exons: 11
Coding region: 72-1013 (313 amino acids)
Biological process (GO): protein insertion into ER membrane; SRP-dependent cotranslational protein targeting to membrane, translocation
Cellular component (GO): endoplasmic reticulum membrane
Source: RefSeq, a predicted model, not a curated record
GCUCUGCUUCCUCGCCCAAGGUCACUGCCAAGACUGCCUUCCUAUUUAUUUUACCUCAGUAUAACGUUAGCAUGCCUACAGCAGACAGUGAAACCGUGCACUACCACUACGGGCCGAAGGACCUGGUCACAAUCUUGUUCUACAUCUUCAUCACCAUCAUCUUGCACGCUGUGGUUCAGGAGUACAUUUUAGACAAAAUCAGCAAGCGGCUUCAUCUCUCUAAGGUUAAACACAGCAAAUUCAACGAAUCUGGACAGCUGGUCGUCUUUCAUCUCAGCUCGGUGAUAUGGUGCUUCUACGUGGUGGUGACGGAAGGAUAUAUAACGAACCCGAGAAGCCUCUGGGAAGACUACCCGCACGUGUACCUCCCCUUCCAGGUGAAGUUUUUCUACCUGUGCCAGCUGGCCUACUGGCUGCACGCACUUCCUGAGCUAUACUUCCAGAAGGUACGGAAGGAGGAAAUUCCCCGCCAGCUCCAGUACAUUUGUCUGUACCUGGUCCACAUAGCCGGAGCGUACCUCCUGAACCUGAGCCGCCUGGGCCUCAUCUUGCUGCUGCUGCAGUACUCGACCGAGUUCCUCUUCCACAUGGCCCGACUCUUCUACUUUGCAGAUGAGAACAACGAGAAGCUGUUUAAUGCCUGGGCGGCUGUAUUUGGGGUCACCCGCCUCUUUAUCCUCACCCUUGCUGUGCUGGCCAUCGGCUUUGGACUUGCUCGCAUGGAAAACCAGGCCUUUGACCCCGAAAAAGGGAACUUCAACACCUUACUUUGCAGGCUCUGCAUGCUGCUGCUGGUGUGUGCUGCCCAGGCCUGGCUCAUGUGGCGCUUCAUCCACUCCCAGCUGCGGCACUGGCGGGAAUACUGGAACGAGCAGAGCGCCAAGCGGAGAGUCCCAGCUGCCCCCAGACUACCAGCCAGGCUCAUCAAGAGAGAAUCUGGUUACCAUGAAAAUGGAGUGGUGAAAGCAGAGAACGGCACCUCCCCACGGACUAAGAAACUCAAGUCUCCUUAAGGCCAAAGUGCUGAGAACAGAAAUCCCCUUGUGGGGCCAUGGGGCAGUGAGGAACCCAGGCACCAUCACUGCCUUCCCCUUCCUGCUCGUGAUGCUCCAUCUUAAACAGCAGGAACCUGUCUUUAAACGGGGCUUUUCCUUUCUUACUUCUUGGCUUUCUCUUCUUCUUCUUCCAUAAACCAUUCUCAAUAAAACCAAAAAUCUUCCUCUUUCUCUCCCUCAAGCCACCUCAUGUCCUCACCUCUGUACUGUGUUGGGUUUUCUAGAAGCACAGGUGCUCGUGGUUCUCUUUCUCCUGGCCUCUUUAUUUCUCUUCCUUCACGACUGCUUCUUUCUCUCUUGACUUCUUUUACCGUAUUGUGCAAUUUUUCUGUGUGUCUUGAUUUUUACAACGAGAGGGAGCUAAGGUUGUGGUCCUCGCCAUCCAACACCCAGCGUUCGUCCCCGAGACCUGUCAAAGUCUAGAAGCCUCGUUCAUGCCCAGGAGCUUCCGCCUGGGGCCAGUAGCAGGUCCCCCGAUGGCCCCCGUGUGGAUGAGCAAGAAGAGAAGAGACCGGCCCUCUCGGAUCAUAAUCUCCUAGGUGCUGAUUAAAUGGCGAGAUGUAUGAUUCCAGUUCUGCACGCACCAUCUCGAGGCCCAGCAGUGUCACUGCUUGUUGUAAAUGCCAAAGCCCUUGGCUUUGGGACCUGACGACUCGGUCCAGAAGGAUGGUGUUAAGUGUGUUGGGUCCUGUGACUCAAGCCAGCCUGCCAGCGGCUGGUCCCGGAUUGGAAACCAACCCGCCCUCACUCUGCUGGGCAAGUGCUGAAGGGGGAACAAGGCUCCCCACUCUCCAGAGCAAGAGGAAAGCACACUGAGCAGCAGGCUCUUCUGGAAAGGUAACGGUGGCAGAAGUGAUGGCGGAGUCGACCCAGGCCUUUCUUCAGCAGCCCCAGCUGCGCUUGCUUUUUUCAACUGUUCACCAGCAUUCAAAACCAAACAUGACAGCAGUAAACAGACCAGCGGGCAUAUGCUGGUCUAAACCCCAGACCCAGGCAGGCAGCCCGUGUGAGGGGCCAGAGCUGCUGCCUGAUCUCAUCUCUCAAGCUGCAGGAACACCAAGCCCCCGCGUGCCCUGGGGCCCCAGCGAGGGUCACCUGGGCCACUCUCUCUGGCCUCCCUUGUUGAAUGUUCUUUGGAAUUGUUGUUGUCAUCUGCUGAUGUUUGUUGAGCACACCUAGCAUUUUAGACGGUCUGAACCAGGAGUGGCUGCUUAGAUGAGCAGCCCGGCUGUGCCGACAGGAGGCUUUCUGCCCUGCCCCUCACUUAGUCUCCCCACAAAGACAAGGCCUUCACCUCCUGAUGGGGCCCAGCCCUGGGAGGACUUCCAGAGUUAGGCUUUCAGAGGUCCGAAGUAAGAACCCCUCCCAAACUCUGCUGUAGUGAGGGGAGCAGUUCUGAUGGGCACAGGACGGGGUGUCACGCAGUGCGCUCGUCCUCUUUCUGAUACCGCAGUAGGAGCCUAAUCUUGGAUGAUUAUCCAAAAAGGGGGAGAUAGGUCUUUUCAUCAAGGCAGCUCCUCUUUCUCCAUGUCACUUGCAUCAAAGAUCAAUUUCAAUUUUCUGGAGACCGAAGGAUUUCUUUCCUAACACCGCUGUAGACCCUUAUCUCUCUGUUCAGGAAAAGGUGGCUGAAAUGGAAGGAACACCCUUGGCUUCUGAUUACCUUAGGAAGUGGGACCGCUUUUUUGAAAAUAGGCAUUUCUCCCGUCCUUCUCUGACACUUGUCUGGGCUGCAAUGCGGAAGCUCGGUAAAUGGGUGGCUUGGUGUCACCCUGACAGACCCGAUGUGGAAGCCCUGAGCCGUUUCAGUCCGACAGCCCGGCCAUGGCUGUAGUUGCAUUUGGCUCCCUACCGGGCCUGGUAAGUUGGUAAUGGGGCUGUUCAGCCUCCUGUACCUGCCCCAUCAGCCCAGCCACCAUCCCGGGCGCUCCAGGCCGUGUCCUAGGCAGCGUGUCCAGCUCCCCGUGAGAGGCGGCUUCCCCAGGUAAGCCCUGUUAAACUGUGGAGUCACGCUUUUCGCAAGUACACGCGCUGUGCUGCGGGCCGGGAAGGGGCUGCGCAGCACCUCCAGUCCUGCCGUCAAGCAGCCUCCCUUCUCCCGUGGGUCGGUGUUUCAGAUGUUCGGUGCCAGAGGCCACACAGUUUCGUGUUCCUAAUUCUCCAGCGCUGUGCAGUGGUGUGCCUCAGAGGUGGUACUGCCAGCCCAGUGACUGGGCCAACUUAGGCUGUUUCCUAAAGAAGGGGGUUUGUUCAGCGAUGAGUGUUAGUCAGAUGUUUUCUGCUCUGUAAAAACCCCCGAGACCAUGAGUAAGGCUAGCAUCUCAACAGCUGGGCUUCAGGAAUGAUUUGAGGGGAGGGGAAAUAAUAGGGAAACGAUCAUUUGUCACCCCACUGGCAUCCCUGGCACAUUUCUUUCAGAGCAGAGCCAAGUCUCUGGCACGUUGGCUCAAACCAUGUUGCCAGGAGCCGAAAUAUCUCAGUUCCACUGCAUCCUGUGAGCUUGUUGGGCUGGCUUGUCCUGAUUUGGCCGUUCGGGCUAUGUUCUUCUGUCUUACACACUCUGUCCUAUUCCCAGUGUGGCAGACCGUCCGUGAAGGCCGUGUCAGACGCCUCCAAGCGUGAGAGGCCAGCUCAGCACCAUCCACCCGGAGCAGGAGAAUGCAUGCUAAUCUACCUCAGCAACCGCUGCCUCUCCCCACACCCCUGGCUGGCACCAGUGUGAGGGGAGCCGAGCAGAGGGCAGUGGUGGGAGAGGGAGAGGCAGGCCGCGGCAGUGGGCGGGAGGAUCCCAGGCUGCAGGUUCCCCUCCUCGCAGGUUCAGUGAUGGGCAAGUUAUUUUUACCAUCCGGGCUCUGAGAGCUGCACUAUUAAUAAGUUACAUGUGUCCUUCAGAAGGUAGGGGAAGGUUCUGGGGGAAAGGGGAGCAGGCCGAGCCAGGAGGAGAGCUGCUUCUCUCUCCCGUUCUAAUCACUGCAGUUGGGUUUUCCUAGGCCUGGGGGAGAGGAGGACACGACUAAGUCCCCUGCCUCAGGGCCGCAGUGUCCUAGCGAAUAUCCUUCGCCGUCCUCUGUUCUUCUCUCACGGAGUGUGUCGGAAGCGUGUGAAUCAGCUCAACUGAGUGCUCGCUCUUCUCUCCUGCUGCCUUCCCAGCUCACCGCGCUGUUUGUCAGGAGGAACUUGGGGGCAUGACUGGAGAAUGGGCUCACUGUCAGAUGACUUGAAACCUAAAUAGAAUCCCUCUCCGGCCCACGGUUGGCCCAGUGAGGAAGGCUUGACUAACUUUUCACGGUUUACUCCAGUUCUCGCCUGAAUCUUAAUUCCUCCUCCCCAAAGGCUGAAAAGACCCCCUCCUCAGCUGCCUCCCUACCCCCCCCCCCCUUUGUGGAGGUCUCAGAAAAGCUUUGGGACGGUUAGGACCUACUGGCUCUAUGCCGCCUCUCGGGCUCGGCAACCCAUGUGAGUUUUUGUGCUAAGCAGAUCCUUAUUCUUGUGUAAGAAGUGCCUUACUUGCCAUGUGGUCUCACAGUCUUCACUUGUAUUGCAUGGCCAGCCCCCAGCUGCCAGGGCUCGAGGGCUACUGGUCUUGUGCAGCCAAGGACACUGGACCCCGGUACAGUUACAUGUAAAAGGGACACGGAUUGUGACAGUUUCGCCUCAUUCGUCUCGGUCUCCACCACCACCCACCCAUCUAACCACCAUUGUGUUAGAGUCUGCGGUGUGUUCUGUUUUGUUUCUGGUUUCUCCCUUGUGUCAGUUUUCUGGCCCCGCUGGGUGGCUGCAGAAGCCGGGGAGGGCCCAACACAGGCCCCUGUGCCUUGUAUCUAUUAAGGGAAGCUCAGAGGCCUCCAGGAGCAGCAGGCCCCCCUCUGGCCCCCACAUGGUGAAACCUGCUCUUCCAGGCCCCCACCCCCUGAUUAUAAAGAAAGGUACCCUUGCUAGAACCUCUUCUGCUCUAUUUUGCUUUCCAUUCAACCCAAAGGUUCUAUUAUACAGGUGUUUACUUCCCAGUCACAAGUGUUAAUGCGCUGAUACCUUUUUGACAGUGGGUCUCAUUCGGCUGUUGCAGAACUUCUCCGAGCUCCUAAUUCAGUGUUACCUUGUAGUAGCAGCAGCUCCCCUAGCCCUUGCCCUGCCUGCCUUUUCCUUGUUCUUCCGGGUUGUGCAAUAACCCUCCCAGCCAGUGGUCUUUCCACAGGCCUUACUGUCCCUUUCAACGCCCUGGGAAGGGCCGGGACCCACGGGAGGGGUCGUCGUCAUCCCCUACAGAAGAAAUGUUAGCCACUUUCUCUUCCUUGCUGUCAUUCUCUUGAUCCUGGGUGGGUUUUUGUGGCACUCUAGUAGAACAUUGUAGCAUCGUCUUAGACGUCCAUAUAUAGUUUUAAAAAAUCUGUUGAGAAGGAAAAAGAACUAUCCUCAUGAUGGGGCAUUAAUAAGUCAGUGUCUGGGAGUAAGAUCGGUGACACGUGAGGCAUCACCAUCCCUCUGCCCAAAAGCAUUGUAGAGUUUCUUGUUCCCAUGGAGAGGAAGGAGCGUUUUCUGAGUAUCGGCCAUGUGUGGACAGCCUCCUGUUCACCUGAUAGGAUCUGGCUGUGAUUAUGAUUAUAAUAAGUACCACCAUGUCCUUGGGUACAGAUUCAAGUGUUUAUGUGAUGAGACUAUAAACCUCAUUUUUCAGUUCCUCUUGUUUAAUAAACAUUGGAAGGAUGAGCUGAGGCUGCUGGUGCCCUGAGCAACUCAAUGCAAAUGUGGACAAAAAGUGUCUUUUUGUUUUUCUACUUUAGCCUGUUCAUGUUAUGGACCAAAUUUCAACAAGGAACUCAAGGAAAAUUUGUACCUGCCGUAUUUAUGCUCAUGUAAAAGGUUGUUUUUUUUUUUUUGGGGGGGGGACUUUUUACUUUCAGUGAACUUUUUUCAAAAUCCUGUCUCCACUGUUUCUGUC